Messenger RNA from Tyto alba (common barn owl), 1515 nucleotides. RefSeq names its product ORMDL sphingolipid biosynthesis regulator 2 (gene ORMDL2). Lineage: Eukaryota; Metazoa; Chordata; Aves; Strigiformes; Tytonidae. Gene Ontology annotation, cellular component: endoplasmic reticulum membrane. The record is from RefSeq and is a predicted model, not a curated record. The coding region runs from base 86 to 547 and encodes 153 amino acids. The transcript is spliced from 4 exons. Gene Ontology annotation, biological process: negative regulation of ceramide biosynthetic process; intracellular sphingolipid homeostasis; ceramide metabolic process.
GGCCAAUGGGAGGGAGCAGGCCGGGUGAGGGGGACAUCCUGGAGACGAGCCCGGGGGCGAGCGGGGCCCUGGCAACGGCCACGGGAUGAACGUCGGCGUGGCGCACAGCGAGGUGAACCCCAACACGCGGGUGAUGAACAGCCGGGGGAUCUGGCUGGCGUACGGGAUCUCUGUGGGAGUCCUGCACGUCGUGCUCCUCAGCAUCCCCUUCUUCAGCAUCCCCGUGGUCUGGACACUCACCAACGUCAUACACAACUUGGUCAUGUACGUGCUGCUGCAUGCGGUGAAGGGGACGCCCUUCGAGACCCCAGACCAGGGCAAGGAUCGCCUGCUCACGCACUGGGAGCAGAUAGACUACGGGACACAGUGCACCUCCUCGCGCAAGUUCCUCAGCGUCUCCCCGGUGGUGCUGUACCUCCUCACCAGCUUCUACACCAAAUACGACCCCGCGCACUUCGUCAUCAACACGACCUCCCUGCUCAGCGUCCUCCUGCCCAAACUGCCCCAGUUCCACGGCGUGAGGGUCUUUGGCAUCAAUAAAUACUGAGGCCCGGCCGGCCACGCUGCCUGGUGGAGCCGGGGGACGCAGAGGGGACACCGGAGCGACACGAGGCGCCGGCUGGAGAGCAGGGGGUGAGGUGUGAGGAGGGCUGGGCACUGGGCAGGCGCCACUCUGGCUCUUGGCUGGGGUUUUAGGAUGGUUCCUCCCUCUUGGAGUAUCUCCUCACUGGGGCUUUGUCUCUUUGGAGCAAGCGGUUGUGCCCCAUACACGUUUAAAGUGCCUCUGAGGGGAGAACUGUCACCUCCGGGGAAGAGUUGCCCGCUGACAACAUCCUCGCCCUCAUGUUUUAUGUUUCCACCCUAAUAAAGAACUUGGGGCACCCGGAGCAGCAUCCUCACAGUGGGACCAGCCCCGACUCACACCCCCCCAGCCCCCACCCUCCCCGCACAGACCAGCCAGACUUCUUCAAACCGUACUUUUAAUUUAAAAGUGAUAAGAAAAAGGGUACACUACCAUUUAAAACCCAGCUGCUCCGCUCUGGGAGUACAAAACCGUGAAGCGAAAAGCAGUUGUGGCCGUUGGCAGCGGCUCUCGGCGCGGGCAGGGGAACAAGUGGCUCCCCCCGGGAGCUUCGUGCAGCCCCCCCGGGGCCGGUACUCCCCCCUGAAAACCGGCACAGCCGCCGUGCUCAGAGCAGGGGGAAACGCUCGGUGAGGCAGCUCGGCCAGAACCGCUCACAAUCCAACAGGAUUUCAGCAGUGGCCCAGACCAGCUCCUGAUUUGGCUUUUUUUUUUUUUCUAAAAAAAAAUAAUAAGCUGCUCUUCGUCCCCAGCACUCGGGGAGGGGACGAGGGUCCCUCAAACCAAGUUGAGGCAGGAAAAGCGAAACCAGAGGCACAGGGGGCCGGGUGGUUCCGGUGAGGAGGAAGAGGAGGAGGAGCGCAGUUAACGUACGCGGGUGUAUUAAUAGAAAGGGGCUGCCUGCGGUAAUAAAUAGAUCUGUAUGAGCAAAA